GUUUUUUGCUUUUCGCAGUUGGAUUCCGUCAACUGUUUAGUACGUUGUGGUACAGUGGUUGUAGUGCGUUUGUUCUUUUUAAAACAAAAUAAAAAUAAAAACAAAAAACAUUAUAAUACCAAACACAUUUAUUGGAUACAUUCCCCAUCAUCAAUUUUUGGAUAAAUAUCUCUCUUUUAAAACAAAAAAAGAUCAAGAAUGGCCGAAAGCACUGAAACAAAUGGCUCCAAACCCCCAGUGGAAGAAAUCGCUCAAUUAGCGAUUGAAGAUCCACCAAAACCUGCAGCUUCCCUCCGCGAUAGUUUUAAGGCUUUUUCAAAGUUUGGUGAUACCAAAUCAGAUGGCAAAUUAAUAACACUUUCUCAGUCAGACAAAUGGAUGAAACAAGCCAAAGUAAUUGACAAAAAGAUUACCACAACUGAUACUGGAAUACAUUUCAAGAAAUUCAAAGCAAUGAAAAUCUCCUACGAUGAUUACAACAAAUAUCUAGAAGAUUUGGCUAAGGCCAAAAAAGUCGAUUUAGACGAAAUCAAGAAGAAACUCGCUGAAUGUGGUGCACCUGGAGUAUCACAAGUUUCAGCUGGAAAGGCAGCUGCGACAGUUGGUCGUUUAACUGAUACUUCAAAGUAUACCGGCUCCCACAAGGAACGUUUCGAUGAUUCGGGCAAAGGCAAGGGAAUUGCUGGACGUAAGAAUCUUGUAGAUGAUUCGGGAUAUGUUUCUGGAUACCAACAUAAGGACACGUACGAUAAAAGCCAUUAAACCCUGCCUUCUUUUUUUUUUACUGUUCUUAAUCAUUUUUUAAUUUGCUUACUUAAGAGGAGGUAUAUUCUCUCGUCGCCCUUUAUAUUUAUACUUCUUUUUCUUACAAAACCAAAAAAAAAAAACAAAACAAUCAAAUAGCUUUUCAUCAAUACUUUUGUAAAAUAAUUAAUUAUAUAUAAAAAUAUAUAUUUGUGAUAUUAA
Messenger RNA from Episyrphus balteatus (marmalade hoverfly), 966 nucleotides. It is a transcript of the gene ringer, whose product is annotated as tubulin polymerization-promoting protein homolog. Lineage: Eukaryota; Metazoa; Arthropoda; Insecta; Diptera; Syrphidae. The transcript has 3 exons. Gene Ontology annotation, cellular component: microtubule. The record is from RefSeq and is a predicted model, not a curated record. Gene Ontology annotation, biological process: microtubule bundle formation; positive regulation of protein polymerization; microtubule polymerization. The coding region runs from base 199 to 762 and encodes 187 amino acids. Gene Ontology annotation, molecular function: tubulin binding.